CUCUCCUGACACGAAAUCUUACUCAAUUCGUGGUGAUGCACAAUAUGUUUAUGAAGCAUGUGAAAAAAGUCUAAAAAGACUCGGUAUUGAUUCAAUCGAUCUUUAUUAUGUUCAUCGCAUUGACAAAACUGUACCAAUUGAAGAAACAAUGGAUGCUUUAAAAGAACUUGUUAAAGUUGGUAAAAUAAAAUAUAUUGGUUUGUCUGAAUGUUCAAGUGAUACAUUACGACGAGCAUAUGCUAUUCAUCCAAUUGCUUGUGUACAAAUUGAAUAUUCACCAUUUAGUUUGGAUAUUGAAAGAGAUGAAAUUGGUCUUUUAAAAACAUGUCGAGAACUUGGUGUAGCUAUUGUUUGUUAUUCACCAUUAGGUCGUGGAUUAUUUAGUGGAACAAUCAAAAGUCCAGAUGAUUUUGAAGCAGAUGAUUUUCGAAGAAUAAUUCCACGUUUUUCCAAGGAAAACUUUCCAAAGAAUCUUAAAUUGGUCAAUGAAUUGACAGCAAUAGCGAAUAAAAAAGGUUGUACACCAAGUCAAUUAACAUUAGCAUGGAUUCUUGCUCAAGGUAAUGAUUUCAUUGUAAUACCAGGUACAAGCAAAAUCAAAAAUUUAGAAGAAAAUGUUGGGGCUGCUCAAAUCAAGUUAAGCAAAGAAGAAAUAAAAGAAAUUCGAGAAGCUUGUGAAAAAGCCGAUGUAGUAGGUGAACGUUAUCCUGAAUUUGCAUGUGCCAGUCUAUUUAGUGAUUCAGCUCCAAAGAAGAACUAA
Messenger RNA from Rotaria sordida, 760 nucleotides. The record is from the annotation of a GenBank genome assembly. NCBI's taxonomy places the organism in Eukaryota, Metazoa, Rotifera, Eurotatoria, Philodinida, Philodinidae.